Dovyalis caffra is the source of this 444-nucleotide messenger RNA. NCBI's taxonomy places the organism in Eukaryota, Viridiplantae, Streptophyta, Magnoliopsida, Malpighiales, Salicaceae. The record is from the annotation of a GenBank genome assembly.
AUGGAAGCUCUCCUCGCCCAAUUCACCUUGCUCUCCGACCAAGCUUGCCAUGACAAAAACUUUGAUCCCUCCUCCAUUGAUGACCUAAUGAAACUCUUUGAGGUAGAAGCAUACAACGCAUGGGCAGCAAUGGUGCUUGAACAAGAAGAAGAAGUCAAGGAAGCUGAAGUAGCUAUGGAACAAGCUGAGGAUUAUCUUGAUUCAGUCAUGGAAAGUGCCAUGGAUGAGUUUAGGAGGUUUGAACUGGAAAUGGAAAGCAUGGCAAGGAAGGAACUGGAAAGUUUAGAAAGAACUGCUGAUAGUGCUAGGAACAUGGGAAAUCUAAUGGAGAAGGCUGCAACUAUUGCUUCUAAGAAGUAUAUGGAGGCUGCACUUAAUUCUGCUACUGCUUCCAUGAAAACUGCUUGGAAGGGACUUUCCUCUAAAAAGGUUCAUCCUUCAUAA